Molecule: messenger RNA, 1713 nt
Organism: Ustilaginoidea virens
Lineage: Eukaryota; Fungi; Ascomycota; Sordariomycetes; Hypocreales; Clavicipitaceae
Exons: 3
Coding region: 1-1713 (570 amino acids)
Biological process (GO): transmembrane transport
Molecular function (GO): transmembrane transporter activity
Source: RefSeq, a predicted model, not a curated record
AUGGCGGUUGCUUCAACCAUCUCGUUGUCGUCAGCAACCGUCGCAAAUCGAGAUGUAGAGUCCCAGCACGUGUCCCAUUCGAACAAGCGUUCGCACUGGAGCAUCAUCACCGAUCAAGCCGGCGUCGACGACGAGGUCCUCAACCACAACUACGUCGGCCACGGCACCGCAGAGUCGCCAUAUAUCGUCGAGUUCUUACCCAACGACCCUCGAAACCCCAUGACCUUCUCCCGCCCCUUCAAAUGGACCAUCACCCUCAUAUCCGCUGUUUCUACCCUCGCCGUUUCAUUCACGAGCUCGGCCUAUUCCGGAAGCAUCGUUGAAAUCAACAACGAGUUUCAUGCACCCAGUCAUGUUGCCAUUCUCGGCGUGUCCAUGUUUGUCCUCGGAUUCGCCAUCGGCCCGUUAUUCUGGGCUCCCUUUUCCGAGCUCUAUGGACGCCAGAAACUGUUCAUCCUGACGUACAUGGCGCUGACUGCGUUCAACGCCGCUGGCGCAGCAGCCCCCAACAUGACUGCCCUUAUCGUCUUGCGAUUCAUGGCUGGCGCAUGGGGCUCAUCGCCGCUGACCAACUCGGGAGGCAUCAUUGCCGAUCUCUUUACCGCCAAGGACCGAGGCAUCGCUACCAGUAUAUUUGCCUUGGCACCAUUCUUGGGUCCAGCGUUGGGACCCAUUGCGGGUGGCUUUCUCGCCCAGGCCGAGGGCUGGCGGUGGGUGGAGGGGCUCACAGCCAUCUUCACCGGCUGUCUAUGGAUUGUUCAGUCACUGGUCGCUCCCGAGACAUACUCCCCGGUUCUUCUGCGCCGAAGAGCGGAGGAACUGUCCAGACGAACCGGAAAGCAUUACCUGUCCAAGGUGGACGCGUCAAUGCCUCGCAAAACGCUUGCCGGACGGCUCAAGCUCGCGCUGUCGAGGCCGUGGAUUCUCCUCUUCAGAGAGCCCAUUGUCUUUUUGACGGCAAUCUACAUGGCCAUCAUUUACGGCACGUUGUACCUGUGCUUUGCCGCGUUUCCCAUCGUGUUCCAAUCUCCAUAUCCAAAAGGUUGGGGUUGGAAGCCUGGCGUUGGGGGGCUUUCUUUCGUUGGCAUCGCAGCAGGCAUGACCAUAUCCACCAUCGGCACCAUCUUCGACAACAACCGAUACUCCCGCCUGGCGGCAAAGUAUGGCGGCGUGGCGCCACCAGAGACGCGGCUUCCCCCGGCGCUGCUUGGGGCUGUCCUCCUCCCCGUUGGACUGUUCUGGUUCGCUUGGACAAACGGUACCAACAUCCACUGGGCCGUGCCUAUUUCUGGAUCGGCAGUCUUUGCUGCCGGCCUUGUCUUGGUUUUCCUGUCGCUGACAAACUACCUCAUCGACUCAUACGUCGUAUACGCCGCGUCGGUUCUGGCUGCUAGCGCUGUGCUCCGAUCGUUGUUUGGAGCAGUUUUCCCUCUCUUUACCUCGUACCUGUACAGAGACCUCGGUAUCCAUUGGGCAAGCUCGGUCCCUGCGUUUCUGUCGCUUGCCUGCUUGCCGUUUCCUUUCUUGUUCUACGCCUACGGCGAGAGAAUCCGUAUGAAGUGCAAGUACUCUGCAGAAGCCUCCGUCAUUCUCCAGAGAAUGCUGGAAAAACAGGAACCGGCAAAGGAUGACGAGGCCGGUACAGAGGGCGAAGAUGGUGGCAUGAGGGAACCUGACCAACUGAAAACGGGAGCGUCACAGAAAGUGAAAUGA